CACGUCCAAGAUGGCGGAUUAAUUUGAAAACAAACUAUUUUAUUUAUUCAUGAGAUUUUUGGUCUUAAAAUUAUUUAAAAUAUUAACCCCAUUGGAAAUUUUGAAAAAGUUGCUAACGACGUCAUUACUGCGAUCGAAAGGGAAGAAAAUGUCGUGCUGGUUUGACAGACAGGUGGAUUUUACUGUGGCUUAUUGUGAAUUCUUGGAGAUUUGUCGAGAAUUCUUUCGUAUCCCACGACUUUUUCUAGAACCGCUACAUCAACCUUGUAAAAUGGGACUUAUAAAAGAAAAAUUUUUAUUUAUCUCUCUCCUUGUCGUUGUUUUUAUGGUGAGUUGUUCUCACAAGGAGUGGAUACCGUGGGCUGAAGACAUGAAUGUUAUCAUCCCAACUGUGUGGUCGCUUACUCGUUAGAUACCAAAUGUUUGGCAAGUAUUGUCAAGCUGAUAACAUGAAUCUUUUCAAUAAUUAAUAAGCUUACUUAUUCAAGAUCAUUCCUGAGACUCAGAGGGACCAGAAGUCGAAAGAAGUUAUCGCAAAGUAAACAAAGUUUUGAAAGAGGAAAUGGAUUAUCUUUGACUCUUUGUAGAGAUAAGUUUAAAUUUCAUUAUGGCGGAAGAGGCUGAGAGAGUUUUGGCUGCUGCAAGAGACGGUGAUAUCUCUACGCUGCAAUCCCUAAAGAGAUCUGUACCGUUCGCUUUCGAUUCAUUCGGCGCCACAGCGCUACAUCAUGCCACAAGAUAUGGCAAACUAGAUUGCCUUAGGUGGAUGGUAGAAAAGACUGGAAUGAAAGCCAAACUAAAAGCAAAAAAUGGGGCUACGCCGCUACACGACGCUUGUACACAAGGAAAAUUACUGUGUGUGAAAUUCUUCAUCCAAGAAUGUAAUUUAAGCCCUGAUGUCACCGAUAACUCUGGGCAUGCACCUCUACACUUGGCAGCACGAUUCGGCUACUUAGAUAUCGUGAAAUGGCUGGUUGAAAAAGCUAAAUGUAAUCCCAGGCUAAAGACCCUGAAUAAGAUGUCUCCCGUGCAUUUUGCAGCAAUUGGUGGCCACUUGAAAUGCUUGGAAUUCCUGAUAUCAAAGUUAAAUCCAGUUGCUGUCAAUGAGAGAGCUACAGAUGGAACCACACCAGCUUACCUCGCAGCUCAAAAUGGCCAUUUCAGUUGCCUCAAAUACCUUCAUACUGUUGGUGCAAGAUGUGAAACAAAAAGUAGAGAUGGGAUGCACUUGAUACAUGCAGCAGCACAGAAUGGACACCUUGAUUGUCUGGGAUACUUGGUUGUGCAGGGUCUUGCUAAAGAAAUAGAACCAGACAUCACAGGCGCAACACCUGCCCAUUAUGCUGCUGGUGAAGGACAUGUGACAGUUCUAAAAUGGCUUCACAAGCGCAGCAAUCUCAACGUCAAAGACUCUCUUGGAGGAACACCUCUACAUGAUGCUUCAGAGAAGGGGCAAUACAAGGCUAUACAGUUCCUCGUUGAAGUAGCUCUUCUUGAUACAAAGUUAAAGGAUAACAGUGGAAUGAGCCCGAUAGAUCUAGCAGAUAAAUACGGACACAAACAGUGCUACGAGUACAUGAAGGAUGCUGCCUCCAAGAUUCUAAAAAUAAGAGCAGCGAAAAUGAGUAACUAUUCAAAAGAUUUUGACAAACAAAUAGUAGAGAAAGACACUGGCUCUUCAUUCUUGCACGUCUUAAAGAAAAAACCCAAACCAGCCGAACGACCCCCCUCCCCUAAGUCUGCAGUUGGACCCGAUGUGCCCCCUCUUGAGUGCUCACCUGAAGUCUCGCCUAGCUCGUCCCCAGUUCCUCCACUUCUACUGUACGGCAAGACGAAUGAGUGGAAUGACGUCAUCAUUGAUCAGGUAGAGGAGAAAGAGUCUAAGGAGAAGUCUGAAGUGGUGGUUACAUAUGAGAAAGAAGACAAGAACCUUCGCAGUCAUUUGAUGGAUAACGGUAACAUGUCUAGGUACUCGCCGUUACCGCCUGUUUUUUCCUUGACUCAAAAGACCAAUGAAGAUGAAUUUGUAUCGUCAGAUGUUGAUGCGUACAGCAAGAAUAAAGAAAAUGCACUUGAAUUUGAUGCUUUAUCACAAGAACAGCUGACAGAAGAAGUGCUCAACGCGGCUAAAAUGUGCACACGAAUGUUGAAUACCAAGCUACAGAAUGGAUGCAAUUGCCCGACACCUGUUCAUGACUUUGAUCACCGCUCUGGUGAAAUAGCAGCAAGACAUGUCGAGGAAUUCGCGUCCAAGAUUCAAGCCUCACGCUCUCGCGGAAAAUCUCCCGUCACCGUCUCGAAAACUCAACAAGACACAGUAAAUGAGAAUAUCAAGAAUGAGAAUAAAAAUAUGGACGAAAAUGAGAGUGAAUCUCCAGUGGAUGAAAUCACUGAUCCUGUCGAAGAGAAUAGCGUUGCUUUGGAUCAAGAUAGUGUUACUUCUAUGACUUCAUCACCAAGUCCUGCUAAUACCGUUCCCCUUAGAUGCGACUCUUUGAGGUCCGAGAGCCCUGAUGGUCCACCAAGAUCUCCUGAGUCUCUUGAAACUCCAGUCAAGAAAGAGAAGUCGUUUGAGUCGAGCUCUGAUGAACAGUCGCUAGACCAAUCCAUGAGUCCAAACCCAGACACUUGGCCUAGUCCGUCUCCACACUCAUCAGAGACUGAUCGGGAAUCUGUUUUGGAUGAAGAAAAUUAUGAUACCACAACAGAUGACGAGAAGUCGAAGAGUUUACCCAGAGAGAAGAGUGAAGUCAAGAAGGAUUUUGUACCUUUACGAAAACAACAACUCAUACCUUUGCCGCAUUUUGGUGAAGCUUCAAACUCAGCGUUAGAACCAGAAUCACUGCCGGAUGAUGAAACUUGGAGAAGCUUGCCAGAAUGGAAGCGUCAAGUUUUAAAAAAUCGCAUCAUGAAGGAACAGUCUGCAGAACUCGAGAAGAGAAAAAAAGAAGAAGAAGUGAGCAAUAAAUGGGAAGGAGUUCCUGCCUGGAAAAUACCCAUCAUGCAGCGCAGGGAACUUGACAGGAUAAGAGAAGAUGAGAAGAACUCAAGCAUGCCUGCCUGGAGGAAACAACUCGCACAAAAGAAACAAGAAAAAGUCAACAAGCAAGAUUAAAACCAAGAAGAAAACUACGUUCAAGUAAAUUCAAAAUACAAGCCUUUUUUCUUGGAAAUUUUUUUGUAGUAGUUUUGUUUAGUUCGCUUAGCUUCGUUAGUUAUUCUAGGAUAGAUUUCUUUCUUCUAGAGUUACACAUGAGAUAAUCACGACUUCAAAGCGGAUUAACCCAAGUCCACGCAUGCGCCCUACGAUAGUUGCUGUUGCUUGAGAUUGUUUGCAUAUUAAGCUAUGUACUCGAUUCAACUGAAAUAUUAUUACUAGCCAAUAGAAUUAAUUAUCAUUGAUACUAGUUCUGUUCAUCUUAGAGUGCACGCACUAA
Molecule: messenger RNA, 3437 nt
Organism: Actinia tenebrosa (Australian red waratah sea anemone)
Lineage: Eukaryota; Metazoa; Cnidaria; Anthozoa; Actiniaria; Actiniidae
Biological process (GO): actin filament bundle assembly
Cellular component (GO): cytoplasm
Molecular function (GO): actin filament binding
Source: RefSeq, a predicted model, not a curated record